Stylophora pistillata is the source of this 2250-nucleotide messenger RNA. RefSeq lists its product as uncharacterized. NCBI's taxonomy places the organism in Eukaryota, Metazoa, Cnidaria, Anthozoa, Scleractinia, Pocilloporidae. The record is from RefSeq and is a predicted model, not a curated record.
CAGCUUCAUGAAGGAAUUUGUCGAGAGGAAGGUUACGGAAAAGAAACGUUUGAAGUUUAUGUUCAUAUCUUUCACAGUGUAGGGAAUACCUCCCAAAUUAACGAUGACGGCUUCUUAUACAAAUCACCCUCAGAUUUAUGAACUGGAUUUGACUGAUUCAACUGUCACUGAAAAACGUCGCGUCGGGAAGAAACUGAAAGUAUCACACACAUCUUCGAAAAAUGCCGUGCCUGCCGUCUUCACAGAGACUUCGAAUUCCCAACUAAUCUCGCUUGGGAACGUACUUGAAGAUGGCGAACCUACAGUACAUUCAAAAUGGUGGAUACCUACUCCGGGGUCACUGCAAGAAUAUUCAUCGCAUACUCAGGAUGAGUUGAAGAAAAUAUUUGAAACACGAAGGCACAGAGAAAUCAGGCAAAGGAAGUGCUCUGAGGAAUCAGAGCCUAGUGAGGAGGAGGAUAAUAGUGAUGAAAAACAUGAGGAAAAAGAAGGAUGGAAGUUAUUGACGAAGGCCAUAGAAUCCAAACGUCUAAGAGCACAAUUAGAUACUACAAUUUCUGAAGGGUAACCAUUUCUUAAUUAUAAUCAUUGCUUACUUUGUAACUUUUUCAUUCUCAGUAGUCAUCAGCAGAAAAACUCUCCUUUAGAAAUAGACAGGUUAUGACAAGUUACAAAGUUACUAUCCAGAAAUAAUUGCGUGGAUGUAAAACCAAAUUCUGUUAUAAAUCCUCCUACAAAUUGUGUUAUAGUACAGUUUGAACCUAUAUUAAGGGGUCCCCCAUGGGAAAUGGUCGCUUAAUACGGGUUCCACAGACUAGAGGUUUUGUAUAAAACGUUGCACAACGCCACUUCAUGCCAUAAUUGACAACUUAAUGUGCGGAGGAUCGCUCAAGAAUACCACUUAAUUUGAUUUCGGGAGAGAAAGAUGGCUCACAAGUUACUUGAAAAAUUAUUCCUAGUUUUAUUUGAGUGGUUCCGCUGAAAGUGACUGUUCGAUACAGGUGGAAAACAAAAACAGACAGUCAGGACUAAGAAAAGGGUGACCGCUACCACUGAAUAGAUGUGACCGCUUAAUGUAGUUGAAUGUUACAGUGAUUAAGGAGAAACAGAUUCGAGUCUUACAACUUACCAUUUAAUAUCACAGGCAGCACAAGCAUACUGUGUGUGAUUUUGGGGUCUAAAGGUCACUAACGGGAAUACCUAUCAUUAAGAUCGAAUUUUAAGCCUAAGCGUAGGCUGUUAAAAAAGGAGAAAUUAUAAGAAAAAAUAAAGAAAAAAUUGAGAAGGAUAAUAAAAGCGAGAAAUAUAAGGUGUGAAGUCUUCUUACAAUUUUCCGCCAAUUACAAUUUGUCGCGAACGGUAGUUUUAACGCUGUUUUGGCGACUUUCUCUGUAACGCAUGUGGUGCUACCAGUGAACUGUACAUAGAAAAUGUGGGAAAAUGGGAAGGAUACUUUACAGGGUUUAUUCCUCGCUUUUAUUAUCCUUUUUAAUUUUUUGUUAAUUUUUUCUAUUUUUUAUUUUUCUUUCUAAUGGCCCACGCCUACGCUUAAAAUUCGAUGUUAAAAUGUUAGGUAUUCCCGUUAAUGACCUUUGGACCCCAAAAUCACGUACAGUACGCUUGGGCCGCCUGUGUUAAUACAAGGUGUUGCUCAAUACAGGUUCGCCUGCAGUUAGGAGAGUUUCUUGUUAAAUCUAAGGAGUAGAAAGUCUAACCAUUCUCAGAGUAAACGAUGGCUAGAGGCCACAAGUCUCGCAACUCGGAAACUAAUCAAGAAAUGUUAGAAAUUUUGGUAUUGUGGUUAUAAGAAGCGGGGGUGGUACUUUUCAAAGUACUGAGACAUUUUUUUCACAAGUAGUCAAAAUUAGAGUUUUAGAAGCAAACACUUUAAGGGUUGUAUCAUAUCCAUGGUUUUGAAACUGUUGCAUUUUAAUUACUAUAAACGUCAAUAAUCGGUGUAGUACCAACAUGCAGGAAAUGCACCAAAGAAGUGGACUAAGUAUUUCCAGUGUUGACAAGAGGGUCUUUGCGUGUUCAAGCUACAUGUAAUUUUUAACACAAAUAAUCAAGUGUUGUUCUUUUUAACUGAGCUCUUCUGUGUUUUGUCAAGAAUACUGUAAACAUAAUUCUUGGCAGUGUGCCUCAUAUGGGGUCUAUGACUCUCGUUGACUUUCCAUAUGGCUGAUUGUAUUUUCCCUAUAAAUUGUACUCUGUAUCUUGGUAUGAAGAAUAAACAGUUUAAAAAAGAAA